Amphimedon queenslandica is the source of this 800-nucleotide messenger RNA. RefSeq lists its product as uncharacterized. NCBI's taxonomy places the organism in Eukaryota, Metazoa, Porifera, Demospongiae, Haplosclerida, Niphatidae. The record is from RefSeq and is a predicted model, not a curated record. The transcript is spliced from 3 exons. Bases 56 to 700 code for a protein of 214 amino acids.
UGUUACUUUAUAAAAGAGGCAGCAACAGCCUAUUGGACAUCUCAAGUUAUUUACAAUGCCUUCUUACCUUCUCUUGCUUAAUGCAGUGCUUGCCUUUAUGGCUACAACAGGUUGUGGUCAGAGCACUUGUUGCAGCAAUGGGCCAGUCUACUGUCUUAAUGCAAUAAAAGACGUCUGGCUGGAAGGAGGAUCAAAUAAGAACUCGUACGGCCUUAUAAUUGGUAAACAUCCGGAAUUCCUCAAGAAAAGGAGUCUCAUUCAAUUUGGAGACAUACCAAGUGAUUGUGGCAACAUUGUAUCAGCAAAACUUUACUUGAAGUAUUGGUAUUCACACAAAGCCAGCUGGCAGAAUAUAACUAAUAUCAAUAGAACAGUACAAGUUCAUCAGGUCAAACAAGAUUGGACAGAGUCACAGGCAACAAGUACUCAUCACAAGACUGGAAUAAAAUGGAGCAAACCUUAUCUUGCUCUUGAUGGGACUGAUGCAAAUCCAAAUACUUUGGACACUGUUAUCUUCCCUCCUACUAAACCAUGGCUUCAACUGGAUAUCACUGAAGCAGCACAAAACUGGAAGAACGGAGAGAGAAAUUAUGGAGUUCUUAUUUGGGCAACGAAUGAGAAUGAUGAUGGAUGGGAUAUUCGCUUCCAUAGCCGUGAACACUGCAAUGAUAAGCCAUUCCUCUCCAUCUUUUGCAACUGAUUUUGAAAUGAACUGAGCUACUCCAUUCAUGAACUUGAGUUUUUUAUAAGUAGAUAAUUUUAGGCUGACAUUCAUUUUUGAUAUUUUUUGUAUUGAUUUU